AAAAUUUUGGAAAAAGAAAUUAAGUGCAAAGUUUCAAUUCAAGGAUCUGUUAGAAUCAGAGAAGAUUCAUGGUUUAGGAACCAACCACCCUUUCGCAUUGCAGUGAAUGCAGAGAUAAAUCGCUUAUCUGGGUUAGACAACUAUUCACAGGCGAGGAAGAAUGGAAUCACCAGCUUCUUAUGAAAGCCUUCCACUAGACACAGAUUAUCAAAUUCAACAAAUUCCUAUUCACAGAAGAGGAAGACUCAGGGAGUACGCGGUAAAAUCUGAGUAUAGUAUAGCAUACCAAUUCUUUCAUCCUCCAAUGAAUUCACUCCAUCCCCGACAUGCAGAUUUAGAAAUGUAGAAAACUUUAUGGAAAAUGAGAGUAACACCAAAGGUCAGAUUACCACAAGUUAGCAGCCUUUGUUCCCACUGUCAAUCGACGACGCCAGAAACACCGAUGCAUGCCAUUAUUUUCUGUACAGAAAUUCUUUAAAUUUGAAACAGCUCCCCAGUAGCAAGCAUUAUUUCCCGCGACCCUAACUUAAAGUUUGGGAUUGGUGGAGUGAAUUUAUGGAAGCUGAGAAAUCUAAAUCCAAUUUCAAAAUCAGAAGUGCUCAGGUGGCUUACCUUCUAUGACAGAAUUGGUUGGCGCAGAAUGCUUUAGUCUUUGAGAACCAACUCCAGAAACUUGAGGAAAUUCUGUCUCAGGCAUAUUGUUGGAGGACUGGCGACAUCAUUUUUCUUCAAACCACCUUCUCUAUGAACAGCAGAUAGCAUCAUCAGCAGCAAUGAAUGCAGCAUCAAAAUUCGAAACCAAAAGGCCAGGGUUGGUGUUGGAUGAUGAUUAUGAUUCCUCGACUUCUCCGAGUCUAUAUAAACCGCCGAAUCUUAAUCACUAUCCGAAACAUCAUUCGCUUCAUUCUCACCACACUCCAAACCCUCUACCUCUUCGUCACCAUGUCCAAACCUUCUUCCUCUGAUCCUCUGCAACCACCACUCUUCGAUCCCAAGCAACCUUCAGUACCAAUUUCAUACCCAAUCAAAACCCUAGAGGAUCUCAAAACUCGCUCCUACUUCAAUUCCUUUCACUACCCUUUUAACAUUGCUUUGCUUCCAAUGUCACAUCAUGCCGCUUCAUCAUCAUCAUCAUCAUCAUCAUCAUCAUUGCCUAAUAGGAGAAGAUUGUUGGUGUGUCAUGACAUGGCAGGCGGGUACUUAGAUGACAAGUGGGUUCAAGGGGGGACCAACCCUGAUGCUUAUGCAAUCUGGCAUUGGCAUUUGAUCGAUGUUUUUGUCUACUUUUCACACAGUUUGGUUACUAUUCCUCCUCCUUGUUGGACUAACACUGCUCAUCGUCACGGAGUUAAGGUGCUGGGUACUUUCAUCAUCGAAUGGGAUGAGGGAAGAGCUGCCUGUGAUGUGCUGCUUUCAACAAAGGAGUCUGCUCAAAUGUAUGCAGAACGUCUGGUGGAGCUUGCUGUUACUUUAGGCUUCGAUGGCUGGCUAAUAAAUAUGGAGGUAAAUUUGGACCGAGGACAAAUUCCUAACUUAAAAGAGUUUGUAGAUCAUUUAUCGUCAUUGAUGCAUUCAUCUGUUCCUGGAUCGGUAGUGCUUUGGUAUGACAGUGUUACAGUUGAUGGUGAUCUGAAUUGGCAAGACCAACUAAACUAUUACAAUAAGCCUUUCUUUGACAUAUGUGAUGGGAUAUUUGUUAACUAUACAUGGAAGGAAAACUAUCCAAGCCUCUCUGCUGCCGUUGCAAGUGAUCGGAGGUUUGAUGUGUACAUGGGAAUAGAUGUAUUUGGAAGGAACACAUAUGGUGGUGGACAGUGGAAUGUAAAUGUUGCUCUCGACGUACUAAGAAAGGAUGAUGUAUCCGCUGCUAUAUUUGCUCCUGGAUGGGUCUAUGAAACAAAACAACCACCAGAUUUUGAGACUGCUAAUAACAGUUGGUGGGAUCUUGUGGAAAAGUCAUGGGGAGUAUUGCGUAAGCAUCCUGGAGUAUUACCGUUCUACACAAAUUUUGAUCAGGGACGCGGUUAUCAUAUUUCAAUGGACGGAGACCUUGUGUCGGAUGCUACUUGGUGCAACAUUUCUUGCCAAGGCUUUCAGCCGCAUCUCAAUUUUGCUGACUCUACAAAUCCUAUUCAAGUUUUUACAGACCUGAAGGGAUCAUCUUAUAGUGGAGGAGGGAACAUUACAUUCAAAGGAUCUCUUGAAGAGCAUGCUCACUUUGAGAAGAAAAUCUUUGAAACGGAGUUUGUUUUGAGCGAGUUGCCCAUCCACUUAACUUAUUCUGUGAAAUCUGAUGGCAAUUCUUCGCUGGGACUUAAGCUUGCAUUCACUUCCACCACCAACAAAAGAGAGUAUAUACUUCUUGCAUCGCAACCGUUGAACAAUUUCUCUGGAAAUUUCAGCAAAGCAAUCAUGACAGAUGGAAAUAAAGGACCUUCACCUGGAUGGGUUAUAAAUCAAGGUACGAUCACAAUGAACGGAUACACACUAGCGGAAAUCCAUGCAGUGUGCUAUAGAUGCGAUUCUCCGACGAAUAAGUUGAGAUGGCUAUACAGUUCAGAUAGCAGCGAUAGUACUUCGGCUUCUACGUCAGAUUAUUUCGCAAUCCUUGGUCAUAUCUCAAUCCAGACAUUAGAAUACAAGUCAGAUUUUCCUGUGGCUUCUUCGUGGCAAGUCGACACCAAAUACAUGAAAUGGACGCCAGGUCCUCAGGGCUCAAAGAUCCUUAGUCUUCAAAUUUCUUGGGAACUGAAAGACGGAAAGAACCAUCAAUUCAGAAGCUACAAUGUUUAUUUGGUGAAAUCGUCAAAACAAGAAGGUACAAGUUCAAGAUUGGAACAUGUGAAGGAGUACCUUGGAGUGGCACAAGCAAAAUGUUACUAUGUUUCUGAGCUUAAAGUUCCUUCUGGAACUUAUAGCCUCAAAUUUAUAAUACAAGUGUGUGGUGAUGAUGGAACAUUGCAGGAAUUGGAUGAGUCUCCAUAUUAUGAAUUGGCGGUUGAAGGUCCUCAAAUUAGUAUUACAAUGUAACAUUAUUUGUACUAUAAAGGAAUGUAUGUUGUAUAUUAGUAUGAUGCAGCAGCAAGCAAUAAAACUUCCAUUUAUUACUUUCA
Arachis duranensis is the source of this 3113-nucleotide messenger RNA. RefSeq names its product cytosolic endo-beta-N-acetylglucosaminidase 1. Gene Ontology annotation, biological process: protein deglycosylation. The record is from RefSeq and is a predicted model, not a curated record. Gene Ontology annotation, cellular component: cytoplasm. Bases 778 to 3030 code for a protein of 750 amino acids. NCBI's taxonomy places the organism in Eukaryota, Viridiplantae, Streptophyta, Magnoliopsida, Fabales, Fabaceae. The transcript is spliced from 13 exons. Gene Ontology annotation, molecular function: mannosyl-glycoprotein endo-beta-N-acetylglucosaminidase activity.